UAAAGGCUCUGCCGGCGCACUGAAGUUGGGGGGACGCCAAGAUGGCACCUGGGCGGAUGUUGGCGGUUUUUGUUGUCUUGUUUGUGUGCUGCGGAAUUCCGUCUGAUGGGCAGAAGAAGAAAGAGACUCUGCUGUCUGAAAAAGUUGGGCAGAUGAUGGAAUGGGCAAACAGACGAGCUGUAAUUCGGAUGAAUGGUGAAAAGUUUCGGCGAUUUGUCAAAGCUCCUCCAAGGAACUACUCCGUUAUUGUGAUGUUCACUGCCUUACAGCCACAGCGCCAGUGCACUGUUUGCAAGCAAGUAGAUGAAGAAUACCAAAUCCUGGCUAACUCCUGGCGUUAUUCAAGCUCCUUCAUAAAUAAACUUUUCUUUGCUAUGGUGGACUUUGAUGAAGGAUCGGAUGUGUUUCACCAGCUCAACAUGAAUUCUGCUCCAACAUUCAUGCAUUUUCCUGCUAAAGGGAAACCUAAGCGAGCAGACACUUAUGAGCUUCAAGUUCGGGGAUUUGCAGCUGAGCAGAUUGCACGAUGGAUUGCUGAUAGGACAGAAAUAAAUAUUAGAGUGAUUAGGCCUCCAAACUACGCAGGUCCCUUGAUGCUGGGAUUUUUACUUGCUAUAAUUGGUGGACUUGUGUAUCUUAGACGGAAUAAUCUUGACUUCCUAUAUAACAAAAAUGGCUGGGCAUUUGUUGCUUUGUGUUUUGUACUUGCUAUGACGUCUGGCCAGAUGUGGAACCAUAUCCGGGGUCCCCCAUAUGCACACAAGAACCCUCAUACUGGUCAAGUAAGUUACAUUCAUGGAAACAGUCAAGCACAAUUUGUAGCUGAAACACACAUUGUGAUUUUGCUGAAUGCUGCAAUAACAUUAGGUAUGGUGCUUCUUCAUGAAGCAGCAACAUCUAAUAUGGAAAUAGGCAAAAGAAGAAUUUUGUGUGUGGCAGGACUAGGACUAGUUGGGUUUUUCUUCAGCCUAAUGUUGUCCAUUUUCAGAGCAAAAUACCAUGGAUAUCCAUAUCGCUUUCUUAUUAGUUGAUCCUGGAGAGAGAGAGAGAGAGAGACCAACUAGAAGGACAGCACCAUGGCUUGAAAAAACACAUGAAGUUAAGAAGAGUUUGGUUGUGUUUCAGAUUACUUUCCAAAGUUGUUGCAAUCAAGGUCUCUCAAAGGAAGACUUGAACCAAAGAGAGCCUCCAGUGCCUUAGCAGAUUUUUAAGUUUACUAUCGGACAAGAAAAAUAUUUUAAAAAUUGAAACGGUUUCAAGGUAUCCUGGGAAAAAUAGAAAAUAAUUAUAAUUGUUUGCAAUUUUCAAAAAAGUAUGCCAUUUCUGUUGACUGAUUAAAGUGCCUUAACCUGAAUUGUACAUCAAAACUGAAGGGCUGAUUUGCAUACUUUUAAAUUUCUACUAGUUGGUAUGUGAUAUUGAAGUAUCAUUUUCAAUAGCUUGACCUGAAAUGCCACAUUCUGUUCUGUACAUUGAGUCAUUUUCUUCAACAGAUACUGUGAAACUGGCUGUUUGCAUUUUGCAUUUACAAUAAAGAGAUGACUUGA
Stegostoma tigrinum is the source of this 1547-nucleotide messenger RNA. RefSeq names its product magnesium transporter protein 1-like. The record is from RefSeq and is a predicted model, not a curated record. The coding region runs from base 42 to 1031 and encodes 329 amino acids. Gene Ontology annotation, cellular component: oligosaccharyltransferase complex. Lineage: Eukaryota; Metazoa; Chordata; Chondrichthyes; Orectolobiformes; Stegostomatidae. The transcript has 10 exons.